This is a messenger RNA of Paraglomus occultum, 425 nucleotides long. Lineage: Eukaryota; Fungi; Glomeromycota; Glomeromycetes; Paraglomerales; Paraglomeraceae. The record is from the annotation of a GenBank genome assembly.
GGACAGAGAUUUUAGCCCAGGAGGACGGUACUUUAAAUACAUACAGCAAAAGGACAGGGGACCUCAGAAAACUCGAGUACUGUUCUAAAAUUAUCCUCACAGCCUUGUUCUUUGCAUUACCUUCAGCCACCAAAGGCAACAUCACAAACAUUGAAACGUAUACCCUACAAUCCAGUGGAUUUCGCCUCAAAAUUUCAGCAUCGAAAUACUUAUUUGAAGACACCAUCAUCACAAUGGAUUUACAGCAUGUGGAGAUACCGAGAACAGUGGAGGGGUUCUCGAAGUUGGUGGUGGGUGCUAAAACUAUUCUAUCCUGGAAGGCGCGAACCAGAAGAAAUACCAUGCGAUUUUACGAAGCAUUGAAUAAUGGCCAUAAACGUUUGAUUAACGGAGCCUUUUUUUCGCCAGUUAAACUAUCCGUCUAA